AUGGCUGCGAUGGGUAGUGGACGAGGGACGAUGGAUUCUCAAAAUCAAGUGCAAAGUGAUAAUAUAGACCGUUUGAAAUUGCUUUAUCCCAAUGUGAAUGAAGAUGAGACACCACUGCCCAGGUCAUGGAGCACUAAGGACAAAUUUAGCUACAUCGGAUUGUCGCAAAAUAAUCUUCGAGUGCACUACAAAGGUCACGGCAAGACGCACAAGGACGCGGCCAGCGUGCGCGCCACGCACCCGAUCCCCGCCGCGUGCGGCCUCUACUACUUCGAGGUGCGCAUCGUGUCCAAAGGCCGCGACGGGUACAUGGGCAUCGGGCUGUCGGCGCACGGCGUCAACAUGAACAGACUGCCCGGCUGGGACAAACACUCGUACGGUUACCACGGCGACGACGGGCACUCGUUCUGCUCCUCGGGCACGGGCCAGCCGUACGGGCCGACCUUCACGACCGGUGACGUCAUCGGCUGCGGAGUGAACCUCGUCGACAACACCUGUUUCUACACGAAGAACGGCCACCACCUCGGCAUCGCUUUCAGGGGACUACCGGUGCGUGUGAUGCCCAACUUAUACCCGACGGUCGGCUUACAAACACCCGGGGAGGUCGUGGACGCGAAUUUCGGUCAACAGCCUUUCGUCUUCGACAUCGAGGACAUGUUGCGGGAGCUCCGGGCGCGGACUCGACUCGCGAUCGACGAGUUCCCUCUACCGGACGAGCAGGGUCAAUGGCAGCAGGUCUUACACAGAAUGGUUUCGACGUACUUGGUGCACCACGGUUACUGCAGCACAGCACAGGCCUUCUCUCGAGCCACCGGGGAACACAUUCACGAAGAUAUCACAUCUAUCAAGAAUAGACAACGGAUAUCGAAGCUAGUGAUGAGCGGUCGCAUCGGCGAGGCGAUAGAAAGCACGCGAAGGCUCUACCCCGGCCUCUUGGAGCGAGACGCCGACCUCCUCUUCCUCCUCAAGUGCCGUCAGUUCGUCGAAAUGGUCAACGGGACCGACUCGGAGAUGUGCGGCGGCGGCGGCGGCUGCUUGUCCCACAACGGCGUCGCGACCUCUGUCAUUUCGCACACGUCGCGUGCGCACUCACCUGUGCCCCCGGACACACACCAUACACAUAACGGCCUCCACACCAACGGAGUGACGGAUAUAUCUGAGCAGAAGCAGAACUGUGACGUAGAUAUGACCCCCGAGCCCGUCGCGCCCCUCAAUCCCUGUGCCGCGCCCACUGCCCCCUCGACCGGUGCCCCGAACGGGGCACACGACGGUUCGGAGCCAGUGAAGGGCAUGCCGGGCGUGACGGCGUGCGUCGCCGCGCUCUUGUCGCCGCGAAAGUUCGAAGGUGAGGGAUGCCGUGCCUCCGUCGAGCGGAUGUUGGCUUUCGGCCGCGAGCUGUACGCCAUGAGCCAGAAACUCUCUCAGGACCAUUAUCACAAGUCAAUGCUAGAGGAUGCAUUUAGCCUCUUAGCGUACAGCAAUCCGUGGGACAGUCCCCUCGGGUGGCAGCUAGAGCCGGUGCGCCGGGAAGCUGUCUGCGAAGCGCUUAACUCCGCUAUUCUAGAAUUUCAGGGCAUGCAGUGGGUGUCCCCGGUGGAGGCGUGCGUGUCCCACUCGCGCGAGCUGCUGAAGCGCAUGGCGCGGGCGUCGCUCGGCGCGUGCGCAUUCGCGGACCUGCCCGACCGCGCGACCUCGAACGAUCGCUCGGGUGCUCCUCGCUCUCUGGUUCUGCGGGAUCCUAAAAGCGGUGGGGAUGCGGGUUCUGUAGCUCAGGUCGGGCACACUGACACGUUUGCUGUGAAGGCGAUUCACUCGUACUACUGGGGACGAGGAUCUUGCGUCGCCCAGAGCUAG
Messenger RNA from Leptosia nina, 1854 nucleotides. Lineage: Eukaryota; Metazoa; Arthropoda; Insecta; Lepidoptera; Pieridae. The record is from the annotation of a GenBank genome assembly.